Molecule: messenger RNA, 1413 nt
Organism: Phalaenopsis equestris
Lineage: Eukaryota; Viridiplantae; Streptophyta; Magnoliopsida; Asparagales; Orchidaceae
Product: endoglucanase 15-like
Exons: 5
Coding region: 1-1413 (470 amino acids)
Biological process (GO): carbohydrate metabolic process
Molecular function (GO): hydrolase activity, hydrolyzing O-glycosyl compounds
Source: RefSeq, a predicted model, not a curated record
AUGAUUUUUAGGGUUUUUUUAGCUCUGCUUCUUGCUGUGAGGCAUGGAGGGGCUGCAUCUGCAGGUGGCUAUAAGCAGGCGUUGACUAAAUCUCUACUAUAUUUUGAGGCUCAGAGAUCGGGAAAAUUACCAUCCGACCAGCGAGUCCAUUGGCGGGGCGACUCUGCCCUCAAAGAUGGCGGCGAUGUUGGCGUGGAUUUGGUGGGAGGAUACUACGACUCGGGAGACAACGUUAAGUUCGGCUUCCCAAUGGCCUUCACCAUCACCACUCUCUCCUGGGCCGCACUCCACUUCCGGCAUCAGCUGGCGGCCGCCGGCGAACUCAACAACGCGCUCGCCGCCAUCUCUUGGGGAACCGACUAUUUCCGGCGAGCUCACGCCGCCCCCGACCAGCUCUACGUCGAGGUCGGCGAUGGGGAUUCCGACCACGCUUGCUGGCAGAGGCCGGAGGACAUGACCACCCCCCGCACCUCUUAUAAGGUCGACGGAUCCAAUCCCGGCGCCGAUGUCGCCGGCGAGACAGCGGCCGCGAUGGCGGCCGCUUCCCUCGCUUUUCGGCCGUCCGAUCCGAGAUAUGCGGACGAUCUUCUCUCUCAUGCGGAGCAAUUAUUCGAGUUUGCUAAGAACCAUCCUGGGUUGUAUCAGAACAGCGUUCCGGUGGCCGCCAAUUUCUACUCCAGCAGUGGUUUUGAGGAUGAGCUUCUAUGGGCGGCGGCGUGGCUCCACCGCGCCACCGGAAAACAGAGCUACCUCGACUUCCUCGCACAGUCCAACAAUGGUGGCGUCCGGUCCAUGUUCUCCUGGGACGACAAGUUCGCCGGCGCUCAGCUUCUCGUCUCCAAGCUCAUUCUGGAGAAGAGAGUCAACGCCACCGGCUCCAUGAUCCAAUACAAGAACAGCGCCGAUCAAUUCCUCUGCUCACUCCUCCAAAGAAACCCUAACAACGCCCGACUCACCCCCGGCGGCCUCCUAUGGUUUCUACCCUGGAACAAUUUACAGUAUACCACCGCCGCCCUCCUCCUCCUCUCCGUCCACUCCGACCAUCUCGCCGCCGCCGGAGCCUCCCUCUCUUGCCCUUCCGCCGCCGUCUCCCCGCCGGAAAUCAUCUCCUUCGUCGCCAAUCAAGUCGACUAUCUCCUCGGAGCGAACCCUAGGAAUGCGAGCUAUAUGGUCGGGUUCGGCCGGAGUUCGCCGGCGAAAGUGCACCACCGCGGGGCUUCGAUUGUUUCGGUGGCGGAGGACCCGACGCCGGUGGACUGUAAGGGAGGGUUUGAGGAAUGGUUUGAUAGCCCGGACCCUAACCCUAAUGUGAUUGAGGGGGCGAUUGUCGGCGGGCCGGAUGCUAAUGAUGGCUACGAAGAUGAUCGGAGUAAUUAUCGAUUAAUUAGCGGCGGGGGGGGCCGUCGACGGUGA